Didymodactylos carnosus is the source of this 1712-nucleotide messenger RNA. The record is from the annotation of a GenBank genome assembly. NCBI's taxonomy places the organism in Eukaryota, Metazoa, Rotifera, Eurotatoria, Philodinida, Philodinidae.
UUGCAAAGUUAGAGAAUUUACACCAAAAGCCCUAAAUUAGUUUUUUCUUAUUUCUGUAGUUUUGAGCUGACAAUGCUGAACAUUUAGGGUUUUUCUUGUAAAUUCUCUAACUUUGCAAAGAAAGGUCAUGUAGAAAUGGGAGAUAUCUCAUUUUAAUCAGAAAUUUGCAGGCUACAAUCAUGCCUUAUUAAGAAAGAGUUUGGUUAUUUUUUAGAGUUGCUGAAAAACUAGUUUUUCAGAAAACGGGUGUCUGAAGGCUUAAGGAUCCGUCUCAUGUCGAUAUUCGGAUUCAGCACGGUCGAUAAUCUAUAACCCACUAGGUUUCGACCGGAAAGCGAUUAGACAGUUGGAAAAGGUCCCUCCUCAGGCAUACCUGUUUGAUAGAAGCAGAUAUACAUGUGGUGCAAGGCAAAAAAAGGUUUUGUCUAGCACUCUUAAACGUAGUUAACCUACCAAUUAGAUAACGCAUCAGAAUAAUUGGUUAUGAUGUUUGUAUUGUUUUUUUCAAGGUUGCAUGGUUAGAUAACGUUGCCAUAUGGAAAAGUGCCUUACCUUGUUAUCCGUUGGCUCAGUCGUACGAAAAGAUUGAUCUACCAGUAUUAUGCAAACUUUAAUUUUAACAUUGUAAACAAAUAAACAAUCAAUUCAUCAUUUAUUUCAUUGAAAUUUUUUCUGUUGCUUUCGUUUGUUCGUCUUCUUUUUCAGUUUCUAGACCGUUUUUCUGCGUUUUCUUUUUAUGUGUCUGUUCAAGCGUUCUUGUUCUAUUUUCCAACUAGGAAAGAAGUUUUAUUUUAACAUAAUAAAAAAAAAUAUAAAAUAAUGAACUACAAAUCUGUUUAUUUCACAUGCUUCACUACUCGUCUAUUCUUAUUAUAGAACAGACAUUAUUGUCUUUCAUGUCACUAUAUUCUUUUUAGAUUUUAACGAAAAUAGUUUGUACAAUAAAGAAAAAAAAUUUAAAGUAUGGUGAAAGAAGUUGGCUGGUAUCCAUAUGAAUUUCAAUCGGGGUAAGAUAAGUUAGGGAUUAUUAUCUCAUCUAAAUGGUAGUCAUUUGGUAGUCAUAUCUUUUAAUUAUCCAAUAUCUUGUUUAUUUUAGUACAACUGUGGCUAUUGCUGGUGAUGAUUAUGUUGUUGUAGCAAGUGACACACGUUUAACUGAAAAUUAUUCAAUACAAUCACGUACACAUAGCAAUGUUUAUAAACUACAUAAUAAUUCGUUAUUAUUAUCAACCGGCUUUCUAGGAGAUGUAUUAACAUUGAAAAAAACACUUGACGGCCGCAUUAAAACGUAUGAAUAUACUCAUAAUAAACAAAUAUCAACUCCAGCAUUAGCUCAAAUGAUAUCGAUAAUGAUGUAUGGAAGAAGAUUUUUUCCUUAUUAUACAAAUACCGUUGUUACAGGCUUAGAUAAUGAGGGUAAAGGUUGUAUAUUUGCAUUUGAUCCCGUUGGUUCCAUGACACAACAAGGUUAUGCAUGUGAAGGCAGUGCAAUGCCACUUAUAUUACCAAUACUCGAUGCCAAUAUUCUUGGUAAGAAUACAACAAAACCAGGAUUAGUUAAACGUACAAAAGAAGAAACAAUAAAAAUGAUCAAAGAUAUUUAUAUGGCAGCAUGUGAACGAAAUGUUGAAUUAGGUGAUGGUGUUGUUAUACAUACAUUGACCAAGGAUCAAGGAAUAACAACUGAUAUACACCCAUUAAGAAAAGAUUAG